Molecule: messenger RNA, 2123 nt
Organism: Quercus lobata
Lineage: Eukaryota; Viridiplantae; Streptophyta; Magnoliopsida; Fagales; Fagaceae
Exons: 2
Coding region: 956-1390 (144 amino acids)
Source: RefSeq, a predicted model, not a curated record
UUUACCCUGUCCGACAGUAAAGGGAACACCAGGUGGGCGUGAAGUUAUAAGUCCAUAACAUUUAGUUUGUGAGCACAUUUCACUUGCUUCUAUUAUUUUUGUAUCCUGCAACUUUUAACUUUAGAAUCAACGGUUUUGCAGAUAGGCGCUACACGAAGCCCAAUCUCAGAUUAGUCAAUAAGGCGAGCCUAGACAGGUUACUGAAAGCUGAAAUAUACGUGAACGAGACUGAUGGUCAGCUUCGGGCAGCACAUUUAAUUCUUGGCUAUACCCUCUUUCUUUCGCAUUUCAGGCGCCGAAGUGCGUGAUUAGAGCAUGCGAUCCUCGGCUUCACCGUAUCAGUGUUGCCUACGAAGGGUUUCUCGUUCCAGAGGGUAUUCCGCUUCCUCAGUACGCACCUCGAACGGAGCCUCUUUUCGUAGCCGGCGUCUCGGCGGGACCUUCUUUACCCUUACCUUCCCUCAAGAAAAAGGGAACAAAGAGGGGAAAGAAAAAGGGAGAAGGCGAGGGGACCGUUGUAGCAGUAUCUGAAUCCUUGGACGAUUUCGGGGUUUUUAAUCAGCCCACAAGCCCCGAGGAAGACCCUGACGAGAUGGGGAUACAAAGGAAACCCCAGAAAAGCUUGCUGGAGCUAAUGGAAGGUCAAUCAGGAGAAUCUGUACCUGCCAAAACAAUUCUAUCCCAGGCUUCAUCCCUUCCAGCCAAGUCUCCUCCUGUCGCUCCUCGCCACUCUCCUCGUUCAUCUCCACAACCAACGCUUCCCGACGCUGACGAGCAGAAAAAGCGCAGGGGUUAGAAGGGCAAGGAGGUGACGGAUACGAACAAGUCUUAUCCCACUCGUGAGGAGGAUGACCAUCGAGCUGCAAAACAGCAGAAAACUAAGCACCCGGCCACGCGGGGCCAAGAGAAAUCUGAUUCCCCUCAUCCUGAGCCACAAGCGUGGUUGCCAGCACCUAUGCAUGGUGGGGAGCCACUGCGAGACGAUGCAUCUAUAAGGGACUAUAAUGGCGGCAUUGGGUGUCACGUAGCCUCGGCCAUAGAGGAAGCCUUGUUGCUCCCAAAAGAUAUGGCCGAGAUAAAGAACAUGAGGAAAAAUGAACUCAUCCUUGACAACAAACGAUAUUUGGGCAUGAUCAUCCAAAAUACUUUCAAGCUAGAUGAGAUGCUCAAUGCAUGCUCCAACCAGCUAGAUGGCAAAAGGAAAAGGAGGGUAAUGGCUGUACAGACCUUGUCCAAAUCCGAGCAGGAUUUGGCCGACGCAAAGAAGAAACUACAGGCCGAAGAGGAAGCUCGCAAGAGCGCAGAAUCGUUAUCAGAAGGCUAUCAGAAGCAGGCUGAGGAACAUGCAAGGCUUCUACGCGAGACGAAUGCCGAGCUGAAAAAGACUUAGGAGCAGGUUCUUGUUCUUAAGAAGCACCUAGAGGAGACUCAGAAACUAAGGGAGCAAGCUGAAAAGCUCAAAGAGCAAGUCGAGAAAGCCAAAAUCAAUGCUGAGCAGGCAAUGAAUGAAGCCGAGCAGAGAGGCUACGAAGUUGGGAUAGCUGAAACUGAGAAGGUUUUGAGAGCCGAGGUUCCGGAGGUAUGCCGCAUCUACUGCGCGAGAACUUGGAGCGAGGCCCUUAACCGUGCUGGGGUUGAAGCCUCAUCUGAGCUACGUAGGCCAGAGAACGUAUAUUACCCCGAGGCGAUACGCCCCUCAACUCCUCAACCCUAUCAGGGUGAUGCUCCUUCUCUAGUUAUUAACCUUAACGAGGAGGUUUUGCCUCGCAAUUCUCCUCCUCGCGGCCAACUGGAAUCGACGAAAGUGGGACUUGCCCUUCCAGGAGCUUCCUCAAACAAGAUCACCACCGCUUUGGAGGCAUGGACGGCCUCCCAUGGUUUUCAACAAGAAUUGGACUCCACGGUUCUACCAACUGGGGGAAUUACCGAAGCCAAAGAUGACAUUGCAACUUCGGAGGCAGACCUACCCGCCAGCCAGACCUCCCAGAUCCAGUUGAAAUUAAAAAAGUAAAGCCCGUUUUGUAACUUAAAAAUAGACACUUACUAAUGAAUUUUUAUGCUCAUUUACUUAUUGUUCUAGCGGCUCUAUGUUAUCUUUACACUCAUUCACUUCGUCGUUGUAA